Ruditapes philippinarum (Manila clam) is the source of this 1722-nucleotide messenger RNA. RefSeq lists its product as uncharacterized. The coding region runs from base 1 to 1722 and encodes 573 amino acids. NCBI's taxonomy places the organism in Eukaryota, Metazoa, Mollusca, Bivalvia, Venerida, Veneridae. Gene Ontology annotation, cellular component: nucleoplasm; chromatin. Gene Ontology annotation, molecular function: zinc ion binding; ubiquitin-protein transferase activity. The record is from RefSeq and is a predicted model, not a curated record. The transcript has a single exon. Gene Ontology annotation, biological process: positive regulation of DNA-templated transcription.
AUGGCAGAUAGUGGAAGUAAAAUAGGAGAAGAUGAUGAAGUUCCUGGUCGUGUGAAGGUAAAUUUGUGUCAACCAUGUUUAAGUAAGGAUAAGCAAACUGGAGCUGACACGUUUUGCUCAACUUGUAAUGAAUUCCAAUGUAAUGAUUGUUCAAAUGUACACAACGUGCUCGCCAUAUUGAAAAAUCAUGAAUUGGUGAGCGUGAAAGAAGCUAAUGCUUUCACUACUUUGUUUGAAAUGAAGAACUUAGAUUUAUGUGAUCAACAUGAAAAACUUUUUGAAUACUUUUGUGAAGAUGAAAAGAAGCUUUGCUGCAGUACUUGUGCUAUUGAUAACCACCGAAAAUGUGACAACGUUGUAGAAAUUGAGAAGAUUGCCGGAAAAAUAACCUCACCAACUUCUACCUUAGCGAAGAAAUUGAAGGCAGCAAAAAAAGUUGCUGAGAGUGUUGCGAGACAUGUUUGCUCUUCAAAAGAUCAACUUGCUCACGAUGUAAAAGAAAUACAUGAAAUGAUUAAACAUAUGCGAAACGAAGUAAUCAGAAUGUUUGACGAUUUAGAAGAUACCGUCGCCAAGAGAGCUAAAAUUCUUCAGAGAGAAACAUUAGAGAUUCUGUCAAAGAAACAAACACAAAACGAGAAACAUUUGGCUGAUGUUACAUUGUGCUUAGAGACGAUUGAAAGUAUUUUCAAAAAUGGAACUCCAGUGCAGAAAUAUAUAGCAGAACAGAAAAUGGAGAGUAACGUCAAUGCUCUCUGCAGAAACAUUAAGGAGGACUGCCAGAAGUCAGAGACGGUUAACAUUUCUUUUCAUUUUGACGAAACAUUAAAACUACCUCCAUUACCAAUUACAGAAUAUGUUCCAGGACAAUUAUUAUUAAAGUCUACUCGCAAGGGAGAUUUUGAUAAGGCGAUGAAGUUAACACCAGUUUCCGCUAUUGUUUUGAAGAAGACGGGAGAUGACAUCAAUAAACCGUUCUAUACAGGCAUAGAUUUUCUGCAUGAUGGCAGACUGGUGGCUAUGGAUUACAUAAACAAGAAAUGUUUAGUGUACAAUGAGAAGCUUGAGAAAGUAGGAUCAUUUAAGCUAUCUUACUACCCAUUAUCUGUUGUUGCAGUAUCUGAGGAGGAAGUUGCGAUAACACGUGGUGAUGAAUACAAUAUAGAAUAUCUACAUGUUAGUAAAAGUAAUGAAAUAACUUCAAGAAGGACAUGUAAAGUGAAAACGAAAUAUGACUCUAUUUGUUUGAAAGAUGAUAAACAGUUUGUAGUAGGGACUUUUGAUGAACCAAGACCUGUUCGUAUUGUAUCAUUCAAAGGAGAGGAGCGUGAUUUUAAAGUAAAGUUUCCAAACAAGACAUAUCCUAUAGGCUCUAGCGCUUGUACUUACAUAAAGAGCUGUGACAAAGUGGUGAUAACAGAUAGAGACGAGCAUACUGUCUACAUAUAUGAUAUCAAGACAGACACGAGAGUCUUAGUGAAGGAUGAUCAGAUACAGGAACCAUGUGGUGCAGCAGUUGGCCCUUCUGAUACUGUCCUGGUGUGUUGUCGUAACACAAACUGUAUUGUACAGAUAUCUCAAAGAGGUCAGAUAUUAUCAUCGUACAAGUUAGAUAUGACAUAUCCAUAUGAAGUGUGUGUCUCACGUUAUAAAUCUUUUCUUGUUGUUGCAAAUAACUGUCCUGGAAAUAUGAAAAUGCAGAAAUUCAAAAUAUCAUGUUAG